Molecule: messenger RNA, 4404 nt
Organism: Acipenser ruthenus (sterlet)
Lineage: Eukaryota; Metazoa; Chordata; Actinopteri; Acipenseriformes; Acipenseridae
Product: zinc finger protein 883-like
Exons: 4
Coding region: 538-2493 (651 amino acids)
Biological process (GO): regulation of transcription by RNA polymerase II
Molecular function (GO): DNA-binding transcription factor activity; RNA polymerase II cis-regulatory region sequence-specific DNA binding
Source: RefSeq, a predicted model, not a curated record
CGUGCACAGCUCCUGGGUAUUGCAAAACGUCAGCAAGUUUAGAGCUAGAAUUCAGUACUUUUAACCAUUCCACAUAAAGAAGAUGGAAACCAGUUUUCCCCCUCUACAAAUUUAUAUAAUUAAGAGUGAAAUUAAACUUUUUAAUAUCGAAGUACAGAACUAUUUAUUCUCAUUUCCCACUUGCUGCGCUGCUCUGCAGGGACAGGUGUCCAUGCUCGCACAGCUGCUUUGCUGCGGAAUGCAAACGUGUCAUGUGACAGAGUUGCAUUCCACAGCAGGUGCAGAGCUUCCCUUUAAGAGUUCAUUUUAAAAGAAUAAUAUGUAUCAGAAAUUAAUGCACGAUGAUACCAAAGAAAAAAAAUUGUCAUUGUGUAAGACUGGAUCCUAUUAGAAUACAAAGCGCAGCACAAUCUGAGUUCCAUUUAGUUUAGAUUCAAGUUUAGUUGUGUGCGACGCACGGGUGUGGCCGGCCCUUUGUUUGUAAAAUGAACGCGGCAUGGCGGCAUCAACAAGAGUCCUACUAAAAAGAAGAUCAGGAUGACUGGGCUACUCAGCAGAACCCCCAUGUCUGAUGCCAGGGAUCGUGUGAAAAUGGAAUCUGUCCCCAUUAAAGAGGAGCUCCCUGAGCUUGAACUGGUCCCCAUUAGACUGGUUUUCUCCGGAUUGCCUUCCCUCCCCAUGAAACAGGAGAUGCCAUGUGACAGCAUCAAGCCAGAGGUGUCUGGUAUUAAAGAUGAGAGCAAUGAACUGGAGAUCCCCCAGACAGCAGGACCAGGUCCCAUUAAAGAAGAGGUGCUGGAAAUGCAGCCACUAAGCAGAAGCAUGUGUGAUGCCAUGGACAGUGUGAAGACUGAAUCUGACCCGAUUAAAGAGGAGCUCCCUGAACUUGAAGUGGUCCCCAUUACACUGUUAUCUGCACUGGCUUCCCUCCCCAUUAAACAGGAGCUCUGUGAGAUCAUGCCAUGCAGUGGCAUCAAGCCAGAGGGGUGUGCUGGGAUUAAAGCUGAACCCAGUGAAUUGGAGAUCUGCCAGACAGAAGAACCCGUUUCCUUGAAAGCAGCCCCCCCUGUGCUGGGUCCUGUACGCCUGCGGGCGUGUAGCGUGGUGCUGAAGAGAAUCUGCCUGAGAGUGCAGGGCGCUGGAGCGGGAGCCAGCUCUCCCAACAGCAUGCGAGGAUGUGGAAAGGAAGACGGGGGGAGCUCCCAUUCAGAGUGCAGUCCAGCAGGUUCCAGAAUAGCAGCUAAAGCAAGGGCGAGCAGUGACUGUGGGAAUGGUGUCACCAAGUCAGGAGGUUUUAGAAUACUCCAGCGAACGCGCAGAGGAAAGAAACCGUAUCUCUGCUCUGACUGUGGGAAGAGUUUCAGUUGGUCAGAAAACCUUGCAACACACCAGCGAAUUCACACAGGAGAAAAACCAUUUCACUGCUCUGACUGUGGGAAGAGUUUCAGUCAUUCAGCAACCCUUGUAAUACACCAGCGAAUUCAUACAGGAGAAAAACCGUAUCAGUGCUCUGACUGUGGGAAGGGGUUCAGUCACUUAGGAGAUCUUGUAAAACACCGGCGUGUACACACAGGAGAGAAACCGUAUCGCUGCUCUGACUGUGGGAAGAGGUUUAGUCAUUCAGCAACCCUUGUAAUACACCAGCGAAUUCAUACAGGAGAAAAACCGUAUCGCUGUUCUGAAUGUGGGAAAGGGUUCAGUCACUUGGGAGAUCUUGUAAAACACUGCCGUGUUCACACAGGAGAGAAACCGUAUCAGUGUUCUGACUGUGGGAUGAGGUUUAAUCAGUCAGGACACCUUAAAACACACCAGCGAACACACACAGGAGAGAAACCAUAUCGCUCUGACUGUGGGCAGAGUUUCAGUCGGUCAGGAAACCUUGCAUCUCACCAGCGAAUUCACACAGGAGAGAAACCAUAUCACUGUUCUGACUGUGGGAAGAGGUUUAGUCAUUCGGCAGCCCUUGUAAUACACCAUCGAAUUCACACUGGAGAGAAACCAUAUCAGUGUUCUGACUGUGGGAUGAGGUUUAAUCAGUCAGGACACCUUAAAACACACCAGCGAACACACACAGGAGAGAAACCGUAUCGCUGUGACUGUGGGAAGACGUUCAGUUCAUCAACAAAUCUUGUAUCACACCAGCGAAUUCACACAGGAGUCAAACCAUAUCACUGUUCAGACUGUAAGAAGAGUUUCAUUCAGUCAGGAGAUCUUGUAAAACACCAGCGUGUUCACACAGGAGAGAAACCAUAUCACUGUUCUGAUUGUGGGAAGGGUUUCAGUUCGUCAGGAUACCUUGUUGUACACAAACGACUUCACACAGGAGAGAAACCAUAUGGCUGUUCUGAUUGUGGGACGAGGUUUAAUCAGUCAGGACACCUUAAAACACACCAGCGAACUCACACAGGAGUGAAACCGUAUCACUGUUCUGGUUGCGGGAAGAGUUACAGUGAUUCAAGAGACUUUGUAAAACACCAGCGAAUUCACACAUGAUAAAAACUGCAUUGCUGCUCUGACUGUGGGAAGAGUUUCUAUGAGUCACGACACCUUGUAAGACGCGAGUGAAUUCAUGCAAGAGAGAAACCAAAAAAAAAAACGCCUUUAGAUUUCAGUGAUGUUCCGUAUGAAAUAACUUUGGUCUGUUUUGGUCAGAAGAGCCAGCUUCUGUUUCAUUGUCGCAGAGCUGCCUAGUGUGGGUGCCUGAGCGGAGGAGACAGACCCUGCCAAAAAUCUUUAACCCUUUGAGUAGUACGAAUGUACUGGUACGUCAUUGAAUUAAUGGUCCCCAGGGAGUAUGAAUGUACGGGUACGUUCUGCAAAUUUUGAGCUUUUGAAUUUGAAUUUUGAACUACAAUUACUGGGUCUACAAAACUGCUGAUAAUCUGAUAUUGUAACACUAGGUGUCUGUAACACCUUGUAAUGGUCUCUUGCGUCAUCUGCCAGAUACUGACAGAAUUACACACACCAAACCCAGUCAAAAAAUGUCCACAAUGUCUGGAAAACAGCGGGAAAUGCUCUGUGGGAAAGAAGUACGAGAAAUUAUAUUGAAUUCCGAUUUAAAUUCUUCUACUGAAUCAGGCGUUAGUGAAAAUAUCAGUGAAGAAUAUUUACCUUCCUCGAGUGGCCCAAGCUCAGACAAUGUGACAGGGAUCACUGAGCUACAUUUUCCUCACUGCCUUCACCCUCACCACGUGUUUACCCGGACGUGUUGUUGAUCCUGAUCGUUGUUUAUUGAGUACCUGUUACUUUUGUCAAAACCUUUCGCUAUGACAAAAUAACGAUUCAUCUUUAUUUGUUUUGUUUAUUUACUAUAAGAAAUAGUUGUUUACAUAUUUUCAUUGUGUAAUAAAUUGCUAAUAGGCCUACCAACAGAUGUGUCGAUGUGAGGAGUGUAAAUAUGAGAAAUUAAAAAAAAAAACUCACUCCAGUGGGCCCAUCAAAACAUUCUAAAACUUACUACUCAAAGGGUUCAUUCAUAUAUUUAGGAAAAGUCAAAAACUGGCUGUGGCAGCACGAUUGCCCUGCACAAUGGGGAAUUUAGUGUUGGUGUAAUUUGUAUGUGGAAGUGGGUUUAUUGUGUAUCAUUGUGGGAGUUGAUUUUCUGUGAUUAGAUUAUUGUUUACAGACGGGCGCUCCAUUGAGACUUGCUGCCUGCUAGGUUUGGUUGAGGGGAAGGAGAGGGGAAGGUUUGGUUGACAGCAAGUGAUUGGCUGUGCUGUUCCUCAAGCGGCAGGUGGGCGAGUCUUGAGUGUCCGUCAGUUUAAAAACAUCCAGUGGAGAUCGCUCUGGGCGACUGCAUUGCCAUGCUUCAGAGGGGAGCUGCGUAUACUCAGGAAGAGAGCAUCUGCUCUGCAGGAACGGGAGCUAUGCAACCCUGCAACUGCAAGCGGUGCUUGUGAAGGCUGUGUGAAGCAGCAGGAGUCGUCAUAUGAACACUGGCUCAUCAGUAGAUUAGUUUAGGGGAUAGUAAUCCCAUGUAAUGUACAGCGAGGGUUAUGUAGUGUAGCCGGUUCCUGGAGCGGGACGCCUCGUUUAUAAGGCUAGCACUCGCCCUGUGUGUACCUUUUAUUUGUAGUUUUUGUACUGUGUUUUAUUUUUCCUUUUGCACAGCUUGCUGUAUGUGUCCUCUGUGUGUUACCAUGGCUGGCAACAUCACAUGACCCUUUUGUUUACUUAGUUUUGUGAAUAAAUCCUGCGUGCCUGUGCUGGCGUUUAACUCCACCUUCCCAUGUCUGUGAUGCUUAAACAGCGGUUACCCACACACGGGAGACGAGCGCCCUGUCACACGGACACACACAUACGAUUUACAGCGGAAGAGUAUUUAACAUUUUAAAUGCAAAAUGGGUCAAACUGACCUGCAUGGCGGUUCUACUGUUAAAUGACUACAGUGAAAGGAAUUUGAUG